Blepharisma stoltei is the source of this 3424-nucleotide messenger RNA. Lineage: Eukaryota; Ciliophora; Heterotrichea; Heterotrichida; Blepharismidae. The record is from the annotation of a GenBank genome assembly.
AUGGACAACUAUCGCCAGCAGUUUGAAAAUGAGCUUCGUGCCAAGCUCCAGCAGAAGUCUACCUCUCACGUCUCCGAAGAAACUGUCCUCUUACGUUCUUUCAAAUAUUUUGACCUUGAUAACAGCGAAACAGUCUCUCUUGACGAAUGGACUAAAGCUAUAGAAAAAAUUGGCCUUGUAGUCCCUGACAAAAGGCUUCUGGAAGACCUUUUUAGGUUUUAUGACACUGACCACUCAGGAGCUUUGGACUAUAAAGAAUUCGUUGCCGCAAUUUAUGAUAACCAAAGUGUCACUGGCAGGCCAGGGACUUCUCAAAAAACACUGAACCAGCAAAUACAAGAAGGCCAAGCUGGGAUAGAAAAAAUCAGGGAAAGGCUGGCUGCAAGAGGAGGCAGAGGAAUCAUGGGCUUGGCAAGGCAGUUUAAGAUUAUGGAUGACGACGGGUCAGGCUGUCUUGAUUUCUAUGAGUUUUCAAAAGCUAUAAGGGAUUUUAGGGUAGAAAUCAAGGAAAAUGAGCUGCAAGCUGUUUUUAAUUUGAUUGACAGGGACAGGUCAGGAGAAAUUGACUAUGAUGAGUUUUUGAGAGCUGUAAGAGGGCCUAUGAAUGAUUUUAGGGUUGCUUUAUGCUUUAUUCUUAAGUUUUUUCUAUAAAAAAUAUAGAUUUUAUAUAGGAAAAUUCAAUAUAAUAAAAUAUAGUCAAUAGAGCUUUUGAUAAACUUGAUUCAGACAGGUCUGGGAUCCUUGACAUUGAAGACGUCAAAGAGUUUUAUAACGCCAGAGGCCAUCCUGACGUCAGAAGUGGCAGAAAAACUGAGGACGACGUAUUAGGAGAAUUUUUAGAAACCUUUGAAAUGCAUCAUAAUAUUGGUGGGACUAGAGAUAGAAAAGUGACGAGAGAGGAAUUUAUGGAAUAUUAUAAUAAUAUUUCUGCAAGUAUAGAUAAUGACCAGUAUUUUGAACUUAUGAUGUCAAAUACGUGGAAACUUAAUGAAGCUCCUGCUUAUACCAAAAAUAAAGCCUGGACUAAUGCAGGGGAAGAUGGAAAUAAAGGCCCUGCCAGACCAAGCAAAAAUUCUGAGGUAAAAAAAAUUUUGCCUUACCACUGUCUAAAAAAAUUAUUUUGCAGAAAAAAAAUCAUUAAAAAUUAGCAGCCAAAAUUCUCCUGGAUUAUUACCUCCUGCUCCACCACUGAACCAGAGAAGUGUAGAAAUGCUAUUAGAAAGGUUCAGAAGCAAGCUGGCCACUAGAGGAGCGAGAGGUAUAAUUGGUAUUGCAAGACAGUUCAAAAUUAUGGACGACGAUAACUCAGGAACUAUCAGUAUGGGAGAAUUCCGAAAAGGCUGCAGAGAUUUCAGAAUUGACAUUGAAGAUGAGGACAUUGAAAAACUAUUUAAUGCCCUUGAUAGGGAUAGGAGUGGAGUAUACCAAAAUAAAUGGCAAAAAUAAUCCUAAAAAUCCUUACAAAAAAAACUCUAUUCUUUUUAACUUGCAUAAUUGACUAUGACGAGCUUAUCAGAGGCAUACGAGGCCCCAUGAACUCUUUUCGCCGCCGCGUCGUCAGUCAAGCCUGGGACAAGCUUGACCGUGACAAAAGUGGCAUCAUCGACAUUGAAGACCUCAAAGGUGUCUACUCCGCCAAAAACCACCCUGACGUCAAAUCAGGCAAAAAAACCGAAAAUGAAGUCCUCGGCGAAUUUCUCGAAACUUUUGAAACCCACCACAAUAUUUGCGACCUCUCCAAGAGAGACCGCAAUAUUACUAAAGAUUAGAUUAGAUUAGAUAUAUGUUAUAGCGGGUCUUAAGGGAUUAUUUCAGCCCCUCGCCGUCCCACGGAUAGCUUCGCAGUGACGCUAAGCGCUAUCCUCACACCACCUUUUUCCUCUACUGACGUCACCAAAAAAUGGUGACGUCGAAGGUCUUCGGGGAAGCCACCCUAUUUGGUCAGGGUCUCCGAAUCUCAGCAUAAAACUCCUUUAACCUCUGACAGGGCUCAGAGUAUAGGGGAAUCGCCUUCUGCCUUCUCCAUGACCUGUCAGAACCGUAUCACAGGUUCGAUAAUGCUCUCAUGGAGUGGUAUCGGGACUUUGUGCCAGUAGGGUUAACUCGUAGGUAAGGAAAAAAAGACAAGGGUCAGCCCCAAGCCAAAAAACCCACCCCGGAGAACUAUCGCCAUGUGGUUCGCCUUUCCUGGGCCUGGAUCAACUCACAGGUCACCAGGAGUCCACGUCAGAUCACGCCAUUUUAAUAAUUCUAUUACUAAAGAAGAAUUCGAAGAAUACUAUAACAACGUCUCAGCCAGCAUUGACGAUGACAGAUAUUUUGAGCUCAUGAUGAACAAUGCCUGGAAACUCCAACAAGACUCAGGAAGAGGCGCAUGGGCCGGAUCUUCAAAAGGAUUUUCCCCUGACAGCAAAAGAGCUUAUAUGUUAGCGAACCACCCAAGUGCGGCAUUAGGGAAAAGUGUAGCCAGUACUGCACCUUAUGGGACUACAGAGACUUAUGCUCCGCCUAGAAGGGAUAAUGAUAUAGCGGAAUCAGCCCAGCCAAGGUCAGCAAAUCCUACUAUUGAUGAGGUUUUAGAAGCACUAAGAGGGAGAUUGGCAGCAAGGGGGGCCAGAGGGUUUGUAGGGAUCGCUAGGAAUUUUAAGAUUAUUGAUGACGAUGGGUCAGGGAAUUUGGAUUAUAAUGAGUUUUUGAAGGCUAUGAGAGAUUUUAGGGUGGAUUUUCCUGAAAAAGACCUGAGGAAGCUGUUUAACCAUUUUGAUGCGGAUAAUAGUGGGACUAUUGAUUAUGAAGAGUUUAUUCAUAGACUGAGAGGACCUAUGAAUAAUAAUAGAAAGCAGCUUGUUACGCAAGCUUUUAAUAAGCUUGAUAGUAAUGGCAAUGGAAUUGUGGAGCUUGAUGAUAUUAAAGGGGUAUAUAACGCAAGAAAUCACCCUGAUGUAAGAGCUGGUAAAAAAACUGAAGAAGAAGUUCUUUGUGAAUUUUUAUUUUUUUUUUUAAAAAAAUAUAGGAUAUCUUAUUCUUAUUUUAAAAAAAAUCUAUUUAUUAGUAAUAGGAUAUUUUUUUGUAUAUGAAUAAGGCAUUUCUGAUAGGUAUAUAUAUAAAAAAUUAUAUUUAUUGGUUAUAGGAUAUUCUUUUGUAUAUAAAUUGGUUAAAAGAUACUAAUACUGAUAAUAAUUUAUAUAAAAGGCAAAAAGGUAUAGACACCUUUGAAAUCCACCACGCCACAUUUAAAGAAAACACCAGAGACCAUCGCGUCACACUUGACGAAUUUAUGGAAUACUAUGCCCACGUGUCCGCUUCUAUCGACGAUGACAGAUAUUUCGACCUUAUGAUGAAAAACUCUUGGAACUUCGACAAGAAGUCCUACGAAAAAGCCUGGGCUGGCGACAUGACGACUCCUGCUCGUAGGCAAAGAUAA